This is a messenger RNA of Triticum turgidum subsp. durum (durum wheat), 474 nucleotides long. The record is from the annotation of a GenBank genome assembly. NCBI's taxonomy places the organism in Eukaryota, Viridiplantae, Streptophyta, Magnoliopsida, Poales, Poaceae.
AUGUUCCAUACUGUAUGUUUUUUGUCGCAAGCAAGUAGCGGUGGACAUAGCUGCUUCUGGGAUAGUGACGAAGCAAGAUUAAGGUCGGAACGAAUGAAGUUUUGGGGGAAGGCUGUGGACAUAGAUGAACUAUGUGGAAAGGAUGAUGCAUGGUGGGGAGUCAGAGGUUACAUGCGUGACAAUUUCAACCAUAGCAAUGAGGCCAUCUCACACAAAGAGCAUUUCCAGAACAGCAGGCUUGUUGAGUCUGUGUUGGAUCUGUAUUGGGAACUACCUCCUGUUGCUGGUCCGUCCUUAACUCACCAGACAAGAUAUGACCCAGCCCGCGCAUCCGAUCCCAUCAUUGAAGAUGGACGCCAUGGCUUGUUUCAAAGAAUUGGCCUGAGUAGAUUGGACGCUUCAGUGUUCAACGGUUACACUCAGAUGGCAUACGUUCAGAUAUCAGGCACAAUGCUCAGAAGAGAGGAUGAGUAA